Messenger RNA from Arabis nemorensis, 537 nucleotides. Lineage: Eukaryota; Viridiplantae; Streptophyta; Magnoliopsida; Brassicales; Brassicaceae. The record is from the annotation of a GenBank genome assembly.
AUGGCCUCUUCUUCUUGGCCUCGCACCUGGAAAUAUCGCGUCUUCACAAGCUUCCAUGGACCUGACGCCCGUAAAGCCUUUCUCAGUCAUUUACGUAAACAGUUUAGCUGCAACGGGAUUUCGAUGUUUGAUGAUCAAGGGAUCGAGAGAGGCCAGACCAUCGCCCCUGCUCUCACGCAAGCGAUUAGAGAAUCGAGGAUCUCCAUCGUCGUGCUCUCGAAGAAGUAUGCUUCAUCCAGCUGGUGUUUGGAUGAGCUGGUGGAGAUUUUCAAGUGCAAGGAAGAUUUGGGACAAAUAGUGAUGACGGUCUUCUACGGAGUAGAUCCAUCCCAUGUGCGGAAACAGACCGGAGAUUUCGGGAGCGUUUUCAACGAAACUUGUGCUCGUAGAACAGAGGAAGAGAGGAGAAGAUGGAGCCAAGCUUUGACCGAUGCGGGCAACAUAGCAGGAGAACAUUUCCUUAACUGGUUUGUUUGCUUUCCUUCAAUUACUACAAUUUUGGAAAUUUUCUUUGUGAAUCUAACAGAUUCUUGGUAG